Molecule: messenger RNA, 2238 nt
Organism: Cynoglossus semilaevis (tongue sole)
Lineage: Eukaryota; Metazoa; Chordata; Actinopteri; Pleuronectiformes; Cynoglossidae
Gene: lipf
Product: lipase, gastric
Exons: 11
Coding region: 72-1289 (405 amino acids)
Molecular function (GO): hydrolase activity, acting on ester bonds
Source: RefSeq, a predicted model, not a curated record
UGUCCCCCACGGCUCGGAAGUUACUGGCCGUAGUUUUUCAGUCGGAUGUGGAAGCAGCGAACGCCCAGAUCAUGUUGUGUGUAGUGGUGUGUGUGUCCCUCUUUGGCCUCGUCCACACUGGACCCACAGAUGUGCCGAGGCCACUGGACGUCCACCGACACUCUCCUGAACCCGUCUUAAGACUGGACCCUGAAGUUCACAUGAACGUUACAGAGAUAAUCCGACACUGGGGUUACACAGCGGAAGAACACGAGGUACUGACAGAGGACGGUUACAUCCUUAAUGUCAACAGGAUCCCACAUGGACUGAAACAAACUCCAGGGCCACGUCCAGCUGUGUUGCUCCAGCACGGCCUCCUAGCCGCCAGCAGUAACUGGAUCACCAACCUUCCAAACUCCAGUCUGGGCUACGUCCUGGCCGACGCUGGCUAUGACGUUUGGCUUGGAAACAGCCGAGGAAACACGUGGUCCAGGAAACACCAGACACUCCAGCCAAACCAGGACGAGUUCUGGAGGUUCAGUCACGAUGAAAUGGCUCUGAAGGACCUUCCUGCCGUCGUGAACUACAUCCUCAAGGUGACGCAGCAGGAACAGAUCUUCUACAUUGGACACUCGCAGGGGACGACCAUAGCAUUCAUGGCUUUUUCUGCGCUGCCUGAACUGGCCAGUAAGAUCCGCCUCUUCUUCGGUUUGGCUCCAGUCGCCACCACUGCCUUCACCAGCAGCCCCAUGACCAAGAUGGCGGUCCUGCCAGAGUCACUCAUCUGGACGCUGUUCGGUCGCCAGGGCUUCCUGCCCCAGAGUGACCUGACCGAGUGGUUGGCGGAGCACGUGUGUGGUAAAGAGCAUCUGAGUGAACUGUGUGGAAACCUCUUCUUCGUCCUCUGUGGCUUCGAUGAGAAAAACCUCAACAUGAGCCGCACCGCGGUCUACACCACACACUGUCCUGCUGGGACGUCAGUCCAGAACAUGGUCCACUGGGCUCAGUCUGUUCACGGAGAGAAACUGAUGGCGUUUGACUUUGGAUUUUCAGGAAACAUGAAACAUUACAACCAGUCCACUCCCCCUGAGUACCAUGUCCAGAACAUGAAGGUUCCUACAGCCUUGUUCUCUGGAGGACAGGACACACUGGCAGACCCCAAAGAUGUGGCGGUCCUCCUCACCCAGGUGUCUCAGCUGGUCUUCCAUCAGCACAUCCAACACUGGGAACAUCUGGACUUCAUCUGGGGCCUGGACGCUGCUGAGCAGAUGUUUCCCUCCAUCCUAAAGCUGAUGCAGCAGUACCACUAGAGGACCACAAUACCACAGCCAGUAGAUGGUGCUGUUUUUGUAGAUAAGGUUGUGAGGAGUUCAAGUGAACCAGAAAAACCUUUGACGCUUCCAUUUUUAAAUUUUUACUGUGAAGGAACGUGACAGGAACAAACAAUACUACAUGUUUAUUAACAUGUUUACAAACAUGUUAAUAAACAUGUGAGUGAUAAUACACACUUGUUACUCUGUGUUUACUCUGCCUAUCAACUUAUUAUACAUUUUUAGAUAUUUUAAACUUUUUAUGAAUUUCAAAAUGCUUCUAAACCUUUUAGCUAACACGUUAGCACCAUUUGAUUACUAGUUUAUUUAAAAUGAAGACUUUAAGGCUUUUUAGCACAUAAUAACAUGUUUAUUGGCAGAUAAGACGUAGAUGAUGAUGUGAUAGAUGUUAUUACAGCCUCUAAACAUGCUAUAACGUGUUAUAACACAAUAAUAUGCUUACGGCACAUAGCAUAGCACAUACAAAAUGUUUACACAGCAUAAUUUAUUAUGCUAAAAAGGGUGUGUAUCGUGUUAUAACAUGUUUAUAAGCAUGUACCGUGAUGUUAUUACAAUCUCCUAACGUACUUUGACAUGUGAUAGACCAAUGUUUAUGAGCACAUAGUAAUAAUACCUCACAUAUAUUUGAACGUGUUUGUUUAAAUGUCAAUAAACAUGUUAUGCAAUAAUAGCCAAUGUUAAUAAUCAUGUAAUAACAUAUUUAAGAUGCUGUAUUAUAACAUUGACAUGUGUUGACAUGAAAAUAACUAAAACGUGGACAGUCUGUCCUUUAGUCAAAGUGUCUUAAUUAAUUAUGCUGCUGAGAUUGUGUGCGGGGCCACAUGACAUUUUCCUGAUCACUUGAAUUGUCUUAACAUGUGAUUUAGUUUCUGUUCAACUGAUUGACUUUUUAACCUGUUUUGAAUUAAAUCCAAGUCCACAACCAUGA